Molecule: messenger RNA, 9907 nt
Organism: Bombina bombina (fire-bellied toad)
Lineage: Eukaryota; Metazoa; Chordata; Amphibia; Anura; Bombinatoridae
Gene: RAI1
Product: retinoic acid induced 1
Exons: 5
Coding region: 2126-7630 (1834 amino acids)
Biological process (GO): regulation of transcription by RNA polymerase II; circadian regulation of gene expression
Cellular component (GO): nucleus
Source: RefSeq, a predicted model, not a curated record
UAACUAUUGGUGUUAUUAAACUUUUUUUAAUUCUUGCACAUACUUACUGUUACUUGUAAAUUUCAUUAUUAUAUAAUUUAUGUAUGUGUCCGUAUCUCUUAAAACAAGUUAGUUUAACCUCUUGUUUGCUAGUACAACUGGAUUAAUUACUGUGUCGCGAAAUGAUGUAGGUCUAAAAAGUGUGUCACCAACAUGAAAAGUUUGGAAAGCUCUGAUUUAGACAGAUCAUACAAUUUAAAACAAGUUUCCAAUUUACUUCUAUGAUCAAAUUUGCUUAAUUCUCUUGGUAUCCUUGGUUGAAGGAAGAAGCAGCAAUGCACUGCUGGGAACUAGCUGAACAUAUGUGGUGGGCCAAUGACAAGAGGCAUAAAUGUACAGCCACCAAUCAGCAGCUAGCUGCACUUAGUUCAUUGCUGCUCUUGAGCCUACCUAGAUAUGCUUUUCAACAGAGGAUACCAAGAGAACAAAGCAAAUUCGAUAACAGAAGCAAAUUGGAACGUUUGUUAAAAUUGUAUUCUCUAUCUAAAAUGAUUAAUAUUAAAAUAAAUUGGCUUUCAUGUCCCUUUAAAAUCAAACGGGAGACACAUUUUAUAAUGAAAAUAUUAAUUACCAAACCAAUCAUGUUGUAUUUAGAUUUGCUACUUAUUUUAAUUGUACUGGGACAGGCCUAGACUUGAGAGGUACAACCAAUGUCUCCGGCCAGCCUUGUGCGCUGUCCCAAUUCAAAAGACCUUCAGAAUUUUUUCAGAUCUUUCCAAUAUGGCUAUGUCCUGACAGAGGUGACUCUGACUAUGGAUGGUAGUUUCAAACAUAGUUGUAAAGCCUUAGUGUUUGUAUAGGAAAGCUUAAAGGAAUACCAAACACAAUUUGUUUUAUUUGUGAUUCAGACAGAGCAUACAUUUUUAUAAAAGUUUCCUAAUUCUAUUAUCAAAUUUACUUCGUUCCAAUGAUGUUCUGUGUUGGAGAGAUACCUAGGUUGGCAUCUGGACCACUACAUGGCAGGGAAUAGUGCUGCCAUAUAGUGCUCUUGCAAAUGGAUAACAUUCUUGCAAAACUGCUGCCGUAUAGUGCUCCAGAAAUGGGCUGGCUCCUCAGUUUAUGUCCCUGCUUUUCAACAAAAGAUACCAAAGGAAUGAGAAAAAAAACAGAAGUAAAGUAGAAAGUUGUUUAAAAUCACAUGCUCAAUCUGAAUCAUACAAGAAAAAAAUGUGAGUUUCAUAUCCCUUUAAAGAUUGAAAACAGUUAAAAAAAAAAGUGAUAAUCGGAUAAAUAGCAAUAGUACCCAAGGAAAAGGAAUAAUUGCACAAUGGGGGUGAAAUCAUUGCCCUUUGUUUUACUGGCAACUAAUUUGGGCUAAAAUGACUGAUGUUUAUUGCUGGUGCUAAGGGGUUAAAUUAUCAAUUUAUGUGUCAUACUAGCAGCCAAAGUAAAAAUCACUUGAUUUAUUUGUGUUGCUGGCAGCCAAAAUAAACAAUAAAAUGUAACCCAGCCGGAAUUUUUUUUUAUUCUAAAGUGCUAAUGUAUUUUUCUAGAGAUAAGAACAACUCAUAUAUAGCAAGCCAUGUUUAUAUUUAUAGCAUUGCAGUACUGCUUACAACCUUGAGGAAGUGGAUUAAGUUGCAGCUGGUUCCUUAGGACCUGCUGGAGUAAAAUGGCUUAUUGGCAUAGAAUUAAAAAAUCAUUUUCUGAAAUUACAAAAUGCAGGCAGAUGUUACUGUAGAAUGUUAGCAAAUGGAAGUCAAGGCCGUAGUAAUAGUAUUAUAAAUGAUUUUAAUGGAGAAUGAAAAGUAAAGGCCCCAAAUAUAUUUCUGCUUGAGUUCUCCAUGCAGCGAGAUACAACACAGUCCUACAACAACCCAUUCUAAGGCGUCUAGGAUCUCCCCCCUCAGCCUCUUUGGCUGCAUGCCCUAACAUUAUACACAGCAGCGGAUGCCUCGCACUGCUGUUCCGGUCAUAAAACCUGAGCACUCAGCUCUACACAAGGAGGCUUCAUCUAUCCCCAGGCCUCGCACUGAGCCGAAGAUCUGUAGCCAGGAGAACAUCUGUCUACAGAAGGUCAAGUCUGGAAAGGGGCAGUCAUGGGACAUCCUUCCCUGUGGAUGAAAGUGGAUAACAAGCCCAAGUCAUGCAGUCUUUUCGGGAAAGGUGUGGUUUCCAUGGCAACCAGCAGAACUACCAACCAACUUCACAGGAUUCCUCACGCCUGGAGAAUUACAGGCAUCAAAGUCAGCCGGGACUCAACUGUGAGCGUCAGAGACAGGUCACUAAAGGCUACUAUACCCAGCCAUCCUACCAGGGCUAUGAAAACAACACAGGAGAGAAAUAUCCCAGAGGGGACAAACAAAUGAAUGUCCAGCAGCUUCAAGGCAGGGUUUCCUUUGCCAGUUUUCCAGAAGGCAGUGUGUAUCCUGCGCAGUAUUCAGGAGAGGAUGGGAUGCAGAACUGGGGGCAAGCUCAGACUUUGGUUGGGGCAAAGUAUGAGGAAAACCUUAUAAAGAAGAUAACUGGGGAGGGUAGAGGGUACCAAGAUCCAAAUCGCCAACUCCCAUUUCGCUCUCAAACUCUGCACCACCAACAGCAAUCAACAAUGUCCUAUGCCAAGAUGCCCAGACAGAAGGUACAAAAUGAUGUCAGGGCGUCACCCCUCUCUUUCUCCCAAUCCCCCCACUUCAACCAGAGUUUUCCCACACAGUCCCCCACCUAUUCAUCUGUGGCUGGGGGCAGCCAAGUUUCUCACUCCUUUAAGAGCUGUACAGCACCCUCCAAUCCUCCUCAUGAGCUCCCCAUAGCUAAUACUGGUCAGAGAGUGCAAGCGAUGCAUGGAUACCAGUCUACUAGGUUAACAUCCUAUGAGCAGCAGCAACGUCAACAUGCCCAAGAAACACUGCACUACCAAAAUAUGGCAAAAUACCAACAUUACAGUCAACAGGGUCAAACAUACUGCCAAAAUGAGACUCCCAGUAGGACUCCAGAACAGUAUUACCAACCAUUCAGCCCCAGUGCCAAUCAUUCACCUGGUCGUUCAGUUGGCAGAUCCCCAUCUUAUAGCUCUACACCAUCUCCCCUUAUGCCAAACCUUGAGAACUUCCAGUAUAACCAGCAGCAACAGCACAACACUGGCUCAUUCCCUUUAGGUAUGUCUGAUCACAGUCAUUAUAUGCCCCUCCUGAAUCCCUCACCCACAGGAACUUCUAGUCCAGAGUCACAAAGCAAAAGUUUGCAAAAUGACAAAAUCCCAGAGACUUUGUUGUCUGACCUCAGUCUUCAGAGUCUCACAGCUCUUACUUCACAAGUAGAAAACAUAUCUAGCACAGUGCAACAAAUUCUGAUGUCAAAGGCUGGCAUCCCACAGAAGAAAGGAAUUAAAACAUCUCCAAGAACUUCUGAACAAAUGAAGGGGCAACACUGCAGUCCUGAGAGCACCACAUAUUCUACUGAACAAUUGGGAACCCCUCUGUCUGAGACUCUGGGAACACCACAGUCUGUACAUACAGAGAUUCAAGAUGGAGACUACCUCAGUGGCUCAGAGGACCACAUUGAAAGGAAUUACUUGUGCUGUGGUCCAAGCCAGAGUCCAGGGAGAGCUAAUAACUCCAAAAUGAAAACAGAAUCCAUUUCCACAUGUUCUGUGACUUCACCAGACAACAUGUCAUCAAAGUCCAAUGAUUCCUUCCAGAGUAUUCAUGCUAGCCUCCCUUUAGAGACAUUUGCAAAGCUGGUGAGCAGUGAGAGGGAGUGCCCACAUUUACUUGUGAAUGCUUUGUCCCAAGAGGAGCUGUCUACAGAAAUCAUUGCACUGCAAGAUGCAAUUGAAAAUGAGAAGGCAGAGAAAGCUUGGGCUGAUUCCCCUGUGCUUGAUAAUGAUUCUUCAAAAUCACCCUUCCACUUAGAAAACCACACAGACUGUGUGGAUUCUGUCGUUAAAAGCACUUGGUCCAACAAGAGGAAUUUAGAAGAUUUUACUGAAGCUUUUAAAAAAAGCAAUAUAGAGACAACUGAAUUGACUAACCACAAUAACACAGAUUUCAGAGCCAAGUCUUGUGACAAAGAGCUGAUUUCAUCAGAGCCAACAAAAUCCAUCAAGGCAGAGAAUUCUUUGGAGUUUAGUUCUGAAACUAUUGUUAAGGCUGCUACUUCUAGUGCCAGUUAUACCCCCUAUUCUAAUACAACAACAGAUACAAACUGCUCAAAGACUACUGACCCUUUUGACUGGACAGAUAAAAACUUAAAUGAAUCAUGCCUAAGAUGGAAGGAGUUAGAGCUGAGCCUGCACUCAUCAGAUCUCCACAAAGGUUUGUUUCAGAGUAAGGAAAGUAAAAUUGACUGUCAGCUUGAUGUGCCUGAUGUGGAAACACCAUUGGAAAAUGACUCUGGAGAAGAGUUCAACAAAGAAGGGGCAGAUGAUUUGUCAUUUGAAGAUGUCAGUAAAGCAGACAAUGAGAAGUGGCUGGAAGAUACAAGAGACUGUUACACUGAAGAUGAAUUUCAAGAUAUUCCUGAUAUUCCAUCCCAAAAAGAAUCCAAUCUUGAACCAGAAGAUUAUGCUUCUUUGUGUGAUUUUUCUGACAGAAAAUCAUUUAUAUAUGACGUGUCAACUCCAAAGCCUUUAGUGGUUUCAGAAGAAUUAUCUUCUAUCAAUACUCCAGGAUCUGUAGAAAUCCCAAGUACAGAGGAGAAGGAAAACUCUGUACCAUCUUCUCAUUUGUCUGGUCACUCUAUAAGCCUACUUGGUCCAGCUGUGGGCACAGAGUCCAAAGUUAAAAGCUGGUUUGAGUCAACUCUGCCACACAUUAAAACUGUGGAGGAUAUAAAAGAAAAGAGUGAGCCGGAUGCUGAAACUACAGAAACCAGCAUGGUGCAGCAUUCAGUCCCUGAAAAGAUUGAAGAAACCUGUGUUAAUACAGAGGAUAAUCAACUGUUAAUAAAAGCUGAAGAGGAGCUUAAGAGUAAACCAGUCCGCCGUAGAAGAAAUCAGAGUAGAAUAUCUAAAGCCACUGAGCUAGAUAAUGUUUUUAAGAAUACUUCUGUUGAUGUAAUUGGAGCUUCAAAUGAAGAGAAGAGCCAAGCAAAUGAGGUGAAUUUGAUAAUGCCAAUUAUUGUGGCAAAAGUUCCAACAGAAGACAUGCCAGCCAGGAUGUGCACGCGCUCCUCUACUGCAAAGGUGGAGCCUCAAGUACAUGGACCGAUUUUAGGACUGAAGGCACCUCUUCAGGAGAAGCUUACUAAAAGAGGGCCAUUUGGAGUAAUUCAAAGAGGCCCUUUUAAAGCUGGUAGAAGAAGUGGCAAGACAGCUGUCAAAGUCAUGACCUCUUCAAAUGACCAGAGUGCUUUUGUGUUUCAAAAAAAGUCAUUGAGGCACCUUGCUAAUACAAAGAAAGAUAAGGAAAUAAGUUGUAAACUUAAAAAAGAUGAAAGGUCUAUGAUAUUGAGGUCUAGGAACAAGAAAGAGGAGCUCUUCCAAACUAAAAGGAAAAAAGGAAGGAAGGGAAUAAAAUUGGGGCUAAAAAAACGUUCUGCCUUGAAAAAGAUAAUUGCAAGCAAUUGCACAGUAUCAGAGACAUUAAAGAUAAUGCCAAAAGUAAGACAAAAAAUGAAGCUUUCAAAUUCAGGCAUUGGAAUAAAUGUUAAGAAUUCUGAGCGAACAUUGCACUCUCUAAAAAGAAAACCCAACUUCAUUUCUCCAAUACCAGCCAAAAAGAAAAAUGUGAUUUUACGCCACAAAAAAGAAAAAGUAGAAAAACCUGAAACGCCUCCAAAAUUAUUCAAGAAAAUUAAGUCAACAAAAAAAACAAAGGUCAAAUUAACGAUUGCUGCAAAAAAGGCUUGCAAAGUCAUCCUAAACAGCACUUCAGUACGAACAACUCAGGAGGUCUGUUUAAAAAUUGGUUCUCGAUCUUACGGAAGUGCCAUUAAAACAAAAGUCCUGCCACCUAGGAAAGGUAGAGGUCUAAAAAUGGAGGCAAUAGUACAAAAAAUUACUUCACCAAAUCAGAAGAAGCAAGGAAGCACUGGUGCAGGGUCCACCUGCCCUGUGACCAAUAGUAGUAGCAUUCUUGUGCAUGGAAGUGAUCUAGCAGCUUCUAGCUCACUUUUGGAGGAUUCUGAAAUGAAGACAUUGAACCAAGACAUGACCCAGAAUUCUCAUACCAAAUCAGAGUCCGAUCUGCACUCUUUAAACUGCAGUGGUUCAAACAGUAGAUCUUUGAAAGGAAAACCAGCGCACAAAAAAAAGGGGAGAUCAGUGUCCUUGCACAGUGAGUUAGGCACACACAUAUUGGCUGAACCAGAAAGAAAAUCUCCCAAUGCCAAAAGACUAAGCAUUGAUCCAAAACAAAGACUCAAGAGAGGGAGAUCCAGAGGUGCCAUGAGCACAUCCAAAACAUCAGCAAAGAAAUGUGUAUCUUCUCCUUCUGUGCAUCUUACGUCUAGAGAAAAGGCUGCCUCAAAAAGUGUCCUGUUAGCCAGCAAACAUCCGCCCAAUGAGUACAAACAGACAAAAGUCAAGCAGUGCUCAAGUCUACCUAAUGCAACCAAGCAGCUUUCAUCUCAAACAAGGACUAGAAAGAAAGCAAAGUAUCCCACAUUCAAUGGCUACACUAAGAGACAGCGUAAGUCAUCUUCUCUGAGCAAAUCUACAAACCGAGUUGGUGGUAAACGCAGGACAACAAGGCGUAGUGCUCCCCUAAUUAGCCCCAAAGAGCCAGAAAUCAAGCUCAAGUAUGUGUCCUCUAAACCUGUGAGGACAGAGAGUAGAUCCCAAUUGUUUUCCCCAUAUGUUCAAGUAGAGAAAAGAAAUGAGUUCACUACAACUUGCACAGUAAUCAACACUGUUGGAGAAGAGACCAGGUUACUUAAAGAGAGGAACACAACUCGUACAGUAACUCCCACUCAGUCUUUUGCUAGCCCAGGUUCUUUGCCCAUUUCUUCUAGGAUGCAGUUAGGGCCUCUUGUGUCCAAGGCUAUGACCACGGGUUGUCUUGUCUGUUGCCUUUGUCAAUGUCCAGCCAAUUAUAAAGACUUAGGAGAUUUGUGUGGGCCUUAUUACCCAGUGGACUGUCUUCCCACCAAGAAAAUCAGGCCAAAAGAUAAAUUAAGAGCAGAAGAGACUUUAGUGGAAAGGUCACUCAAGGCAGCAGACAGUGUGUGCACAACAGGGAUUGGGAAACCGUUUUGUCUGGACAGUGGAGCUGUUGACCCAGCCAAACAUAACAGUCUGCGUUCCAGUGCCCGUAGCCUGUUAAGAAAACUCCCAAGCUGUUAUUGCUGCAGCAAAAAGACAGAGGUGAUGGGGGCUGAGAAACCCAAGAGGCAUCAGUGCAGCAAGAACCCAGAGCCCCCACCCUUGGAAACAACUACAGAAACAAAGGAGCACUGGGUACACGAGGCCUGUGCUGUUUGGACCAGCGGAGUUUACCUGGUGGCAGGGAAAUUGUAUGGAGUACACGAGGCUAUUCAGAUGGCAGCCACAGGGCUUUGCCCCAAGUGCCAGAGGUCAGGUGCGACCGUGGGCUGCAGCCACAAAGGAUGUUUACAGAGUUACCACUACACGUGUGCAGUGGAGGCAGGUUGCUUGCUAAGCGAAGAGAACUUUUCCUUACGAUGUCCGAAACACAAGAGGCACCUGGUGUAACCACCUGCUCCUCAGCUGUCACCCUCAUCACACACAAGAUAUUUGGUUCACUCCUCGGCACCGUCACCACAUCCUGCAGGGAAGAGAGGGCUGGUUGCCCAGAAUGCCAUCAGCCGGUUGACCUGCUGCCAUGGAGUCAGACUCUGCUCUGCCAAUGUCUGGGCAGAGCUGCAAUCUCGGUGCGGUUCUCUGUGCAUGGGACACAUUAUGGUCUUGGAGUUGGUACCAGGUCCCAGUAGAAAGGAGAGAAGUCAGGAAUCCCGGAAGACAUUUCAGCGGAAACAGAACGAAACUACAUCCCACAAACAAAAGACUGCGAGGUGGACCCUUACCGGAUAAAUAUAUGUCACAUAAUCGGAGUUUACCUGAUCAGUGCGCAAACGGGAUAAAGCUUUUACUCAUUACCAUUUUGUGUUGCAAAUUAAUUCUUCCGGGGGGUCAGUAAAGAAACAUUUCCUGAGAGCAAGGGUUAUCCAGCCUAAACAUUUGGACAGUUUCUUCUAUUUAAUUUGAGUAAUAACUAACCAUUGUUAAUUCAGUCAGCUGUGUGUGAGGUUCCGCUGCUUUCCAAAGCAUGGCAGGCUCCUAACAAAAAAAUAUUAAUUGAAUGAGAGAAUAUUCCAAAGUCUUAUUCUCGUAUUUCAAAAAGAAAAUGACAAAGACUGAAUGAGAUAUUUCAUAUUUAUAGAACUCCAAUACGUUCAGCUGCGCUGGCCUUUUGUGUGGGAGAUCCUAGUUUUUUUGGAAAUCAGAUCGGGGAACAAAUAUUGCAGCCAAUUUAACCCAUUUUGCUUCCAGAGAAACAAACUGUGUAUUGCAUUGUUCACCUUUCAUACAAAAAAAAAAAAAGGAUAAAUUGCUGUGGAUUUAUCAGAUAUGUCGAGUGAUUUAUUUUUUUUCUGCUCCCAAAGCUGUGUCAUUAAUCCCCUAGCAAGAAUGUAUCACGUGUAGAUGGCUGACAUAGUUAAGGACAGAAUGCUUUCUCUGUUUACGGACUGCUGUGACAGAACAGUGUUAAUUUUGUCCUCCUUGUUGCACAAGUAGUUUAGCAAUGUGUCUCACUCAUGUGACCUUUCAUUACAGUGUUUCAUACUAUGGCUCCACCAUGACUUUUUGUCCUGCUCCCAUUUGUUUUAUCCUUAAAGGGACACUGAACCCAUUUUUUUUCUUUCAUGAUUCAGAUAGAGUGCUGCCCAGGGUCCUGAACCAAAAAAUAGCUGUCUCUUUAGCUUAGAUGCCUUCUUUUUCAAAUAAAGGUAGCAAGAGAACGAAGAAAAAUUGAUCAUAGGAGGAAAUUAGAAAGUUGCUUAAAAUUGCAUGCUCUAUCUGAAUCAUGAAAGAAAACAUUUUGGUUCAGUGUCCCUUUAAAGGGAUACUAAACCCAGAUUUUUUUCUUUAAUGAUUCAGAUAGAGCAUGCAAUUUUAAGCAACUUUCUCAUUUACUCCUAUUAUCAUUAUUUCUUCGUUCUCUUGGUAAAUUUAUUUAAAAAGCAGGAAUCUAAGCUAAGGAGCAGGCCCAUUUUUGCGUCAGAACCUUGGUUAUGCUUGCUUAUUGGUGGCUAAAGUGCUAUCCAGGGUGCUGAACCUAAAAUGGGCUGUUUCCUAAGCUUUACAUUCCUACUUUUCAAAUAAAGAUUGCAAGAUAACGAAGACAAAUUGAUAAUAGGAGUAAAUUAGAAAGUUGCUUAAAAUUGCAUGCACUAUCUGAAUCAUGAAAGAAAACGUUUGGGUUUAGUAUCCCUUUAAAUAAUUAUUUUGUAUUUCCUGUCUCCCUGUCAUCAAUUUUUUAUAUAUAUAUAUAUUUGAGAGCAAUUUCUGGUUCUACAUGGUAACCGAACUACCCAAAUUUUCUAAAGCAGCAAUUAAAAGCAUUGGUAUUACCGUUUUACUGCUGUGAAUCCAAGAUGUCAAUUAGCUGCCACUCCAUUUUCUUGUUGCCUGUGGAUUGUUCAGGACGCACACCAUGCUGUACAUACAAGAGUUAAAAAUAAGCGUGGAUAAUUUUUCAUUUUAUGAUAUGUCUGUACGUGUGUGUGUGUAUAUAUAUAUUUAUAUAUAUAUAUAUAUACAGUAUAUAUAUACACUCCUUAGCUGCCAGGGGUAAUGCAUGUUCUGCAUACUCUGAUGGUAACUAAAGUGUUAAACUUAGUGUUCUUUUUAGUAAAUUUGCUUCACACUGAAGACUGGGUGUACUGAGCUUUCUAAAAGAUGUUUAUUUUCGUUAAGAGUACAAAAAAAAAGAGGUUGUUGGGAAUGUGAAUAAAAAUACAAAGAUCA